AUGCCCAGCGCGGCGGCGCUGUCGCACGGGAUCUUCCGCGUCGCCUUUGAGCGCGCGCUCGAUGACGUCGCGGAAUCCAUCAGCGCCAUCGCGCGCGCGGUGACGACGACGAACGCGGCGAUAGAGACGCCCGGUGCGAAUGAUGAUCCCACGACGACGACGUGCGCGGACGCGCUGCGAUCGUGGACGCGGUUUCGAGCGCGAUACGCGAAUCACACGCGAGCGGAGGACGAGGUGCUGUUCCCGACGAUCGCGACGAGGAUCGAUAACGUGACGAAUUCGUACGAGUUUGAGCACGAGGCGGAGGAGUGGUUGUUCGCGGAGGUCACGACGACGCUGGAGCUGUGCGCGCGGAUGGGAGCGAGGGAUGAGAGCGAUGACGACGCGUCGACGAGCGUGCGAAAGGCGGCGCGGAUCGCGCACGCGACGCGGACGACGCUCAAGGCGCACUUGCAAAAGGAGAGCGAACACGUGGUGCCGCUCGUGGAACGGGCGUUCGAUCGACGGGAACAAGGGGAGAUGGUGUGGCGGUUCGUGAGCGCUCUGGGAGGGGAUUUGGGAUCGGUCGAACGCGUGAAGACGAUUCGGGAGAUGCUGGAGUGGGCGGCGAUGACGAGCGAUGACGAGACGGUGGACGCGCUGGAGCGGGAACUCGGAAACGCGGCGGACGGAGACGCGGCGGCGGCGUUGAGACGGGCGUUCAAGGGCACCGAGCGCGACGCCGCGCUGAAGGUUCCAAUCUUACGCGCUCUGUUCACCGCGGGACAGGAGAAGACGGAGGAGGAGACCGGGCAGGAGGGCGCGAGCGGUCGCGUGGAGACGCACGAACCAGCUAGGAAGAGACGCCGUCAAGCCGCCGGGACGUCGGGUACGACGACGGAGAGCGAAGUGCAAAAGAUGCUGCCGAUCGAUCACAUCUUCCAAUUUCACGGCGCGCUUCGAAAUGAACUCGCGAGAUUAGAGCACGACAUUUUGGCCAUUUCGAGCACGGGCACGGCGGCGGAGGAUGGGCGCUUGGUGCGAAUGAUCGACGCGCGAUUCGUCUUCUUGCGAGGGGUUUACGAGGCGCACUCGAAGUCCGAGGACGACAUUGUUUUUCCCGCGCUCGAGGCAAAGAGCGCGCUGCACAACGUGUCUCAUGCGUACACACUCGAUCACCAACAAGAGGCCACGCUCAUCGCCACCGUCGUCGAACUCAUCGCCGAAAUGCGAUCGUCCGUCAUGGGUGAGACCGGUUCGAAGAAGGGUUUCCGAGAAGGUCUCGUGAGCGACAUUCAACAGGCGUGCGUGGCCAUGCGCGUGUCGCUCGAGACGCACGUCGCCAAGGAAGAGUCGGAGCUUUGGCCGCUCUUCGAGAAACACUUUAGCUUUGAGGAACAGGAGAAAAUCGUGGGCAAAAUCAUCGGCAGAACGGGAGCGGAAGUCUUGCGUUCGAUGCUCAUGUGGGUGCGAGGAUCUAUGAAUGAUGACCAGCGCGAAGGGAUGAUUUCGUCCGUGCGGCACGCGACGCAGAAUACGCGCUUUGCACAGUGGAUGAACACGUGGUACAGCGGCAAGGACAUCGAGCCCGCUGGAGAUGACUGGGUAAAGGACGGGGAAGUAAAGACAGACGCAAUCGAAGACGCGGCAAAAGACGGGAUGCAACAGGUGCACGCCUUUCUCAGCACUCGAAAAGGAGAGCAAAACUUGGAUAAGGAGACGUUUAGACCGGGAUGGGAAGAUAUUUUCCGUAUGAAUCAGAUUCAGCUUGAAGACGCCGUGCGCGCUGUGAAUCGAGACGACACGAUCGAGCCGACGAAGAAAGCCUACCUCAUUCAAAACUUGUUGGCAUCCAGAUGGAUCGUCGGAAAUCAGUUGCAGGCACAAAAGGACAAGUCGGGUGGCGGCGAUAGCGCCCCGUCGACGAUUUGUGAGCCCGUCGAGGCAGGGGCGGUGCGCAAGGACGGUUGCCGCCACUACGAACGCCGUUGCCAAAUUGUUGCGCCGUGCUGUAACCAGGCAUUUACGUGUCGGUUCUGUCACGACGACGCGAGCGAUCACACCGUGAACAGAUAUGCGGUGAAGGAGAUGAUUUGCACCGAGUGCUCGACCAGGCAGCCGGUGAACGAUAAAUGUGUCAACUGCAGCACGGUGAUGGCGAAGUAUCACUGUCGAGUGUGCAAUCUUUUCGACAAUUCGAGCGUGGCCAUAUAUCAUUGCCCGUUUUGCAACGUAUGUCGACGAGGAAAGGGUCUCGGCGUCGAUUUCUUCCACUGCAUGAAUUGCAACGCCUGCGUGAGUUUACAGCACGGUAAACACGAGUGCUCCGAGCGAGGGAUGGAUAGCGAGUGCCCCGUGUGCAAGGAGUUCCUCGCCGACUCCGAGACACCGGUCAAGGAACUGCCGUGUGGGCACUUGAUGCACGCGACGUGUUUCGCCACGUAUACGCGUCACUACUAUACGUGCCCUCUGUGUCGCAAAUCUCUCGGAGACUUUUCAGUGUACUUCAGAAUGCUUGAUGCGAUUCUGGCGGAUGAGAGCGAUGACGGCACGCCGGAAUCUGUUCGGGAUAAGACGCAAAGAGUUUUGUGCAAUGACUGUGGAAAAGAAUCGGACGCGAAGUUUCACUUCGUUUAUCACGCGUGCGCGCACUGUCGCAGCUACAACACACGCGUGCUCACGUACUGA
This is a messenger RNA of Ostreococcus tauri, 2667 nucleotides long. Its product is annotated as Haemerythrin/HHE cation-binding motif. Lineage: Eukaryota; Viridiplantae; Chlorophyta; Mamiellophyceae; Mamiellales; Bathycoccaceae. Gene Ontology annotation, biological process: protein ubiquitination; ubiquitin-dependent protein catabolic process. The coding region runs from base 1 to 2667 and encodes 888 amino acids. Gene Ontology annotation, cellular component: nucleus. The record is from RefSeq and is a predicted model, not a curated record. The transcript has a single exon. Gene Ontology annotation, molecular function: zinc ion binding; ubiquitin protein ligase activity.